Molecule: messenger RNA, 384 nt
Organism: Dentiscutata heterogama
Lineage: Eukaryota; Fungi; Glomeromycota; Glomeromycetes; Diversisporales; Gigasporaceae
Source: the annotation of a GenBank genome assembly
GUGGCAGGAUGUGUACCAAUUAAUAAGGCGACUGGAGAAAUCUUAUUAAUAACAUCACAAAGCGGAGAUGGAUGGGUAUUGCCUAAAGGUGGCUGGGAAGACGAUGAGACGCAACAAGAAGCAGCAGCUAGGGAAACAUAUGAAGAAGCUGGUGCACGCGGAAAAUUAUCAUUUAUUGGAAUAUGGGACUCUAAAAAAACUGGUAUAUCUCAUGCUACAUUUAUCUUUUUUGAGAUGGAAGUAGAUAAAUUAGAAGAUAAAUGGCCGGAAAUGGAUGUGCGAGAUAGACAGUGGUUUACAUAUGAUGAUGCAAUAAAAAUUUUAAAAAAACCUUUCAUGCGGCAGAUAGUAGAACAAUGCUCGUUGGCUCCCUCAAAUAAUUAA